Molecule: messenger RNA, 1612 nt
Organism: Phycomyces blakesleeanus NRRL 1555(-)
Lineage: Eukaryota; Fungi; Mucoromycota; Mucoromycetes; Mucorales; Phycomycetaceae
Gene: PbIdh2c
Product: isocitrate dehydrogenase NAD-dependent subunit 2
Exons: 6
Coding region: 61-1191 (376 amino acids)
Biological process (GO): isocitrate metabolic process; tricarboxylic acid cycle
Cellular component (GO): mitochondrion
Molecular function (GO): magnesium ion binding; isocitrate dehydrogenase (NAD+) activity; NAD binding
Source: RefSeq, a predicted model, not a curated record
CUCUUUCACUCUUUAAUCAUACUAUUUGUUUGAUUAUAAAAUAUAUUUGAUAUCAAUAUAAUGGCUUCCAACAUUCUCCGUCGCACCUUUGCCACCUCCUCUUCUGCUAUCAGAAUUGGUCUGAUCCCCGCCGAUGGUAUCGGUAGAGAAGUCAUUCCUGCUGCUCAACGUGUUCUUGAAGCUCUUCCCAACGGUCCCAAGUUUGACUUUGUUCACCUCGAUGCUGGUUUUGAGCAUUUCCAAAAGACCGGUACUGCUCUUCCCCAGAGCACUGUUGACACCUUGAAGAACGAGUGUCACGGUGCCUUGUUUGGUGCUGUCAGCUCUCCUUCUCACAAGGUUGCUGGUUACUCUUCCCCUAUUGUUGCUCUCCGUAAGCACUUGGACUUGUAUGCCAACGUUCGUCCUGUCAUCUCUGUCAAGUCUGCAUCCACCCCCAACCAAAAGGAGUUGGACAUGCUUAUCAUUCGUGAAAACACCGAGUGCUUGUAUAUCAAGUCUGAGAGAAUCGAACAAGACCCCAAGACUGGUCUCAAGGUUGCCUAUGCUGACCGUAAGAUCUCAGAGUAUGCCUCCAAGCGUAUUGGUGCAAUGGCAUUCAACAUGGCCUUGACUCGCCAGAAGUUGCGUGAACAGAAGCCUUUGGCCCAGCGUUUCUGGAAGCAUGCCCCUCGCGUCACUAUUGUUCACAAAUCCAACGUUAUGAGUGUAACUGAUGGUCUGUUCCGUGAGACCGUUCGUGCUGUCAAGGAAUCAAACCCUGAGCUUUACAGUGGUGUGGAUAUGGAUGAGCAGCUUGUUGAUUCGAUGGUUUACCGCAUGUUCCGUGAGCCCGAGGCCUUUGACGUCGUUGUUGCCCCCAACCUUUAUGGCGACAUCAUCAGUGAUGGCGCUGCUGCCCUUGUCGGCUCCCUUGGUGUUGUUCCCUCUGCAAAUGUCGGUGACUCGUUUGUCAUGGGUGAGCCCGUCCACGGAUCUGCUCCUGAUAUUGCCGGAAAGGGUAUUGCUAACCCCAUUGCUGCCAUCCGCUCUGCCGGUCUCUUGCUCGAACACAUGGGCCACACUGCCCACGCCCUUGCCAUGUAUGACGCCGUAAAUGCUGUCCUUGCUGAUGCAUCUGUCCUCACCCCUGAUUUGGGUGGUAAGAGCUCUACCAACGAUGUUGUCGAGGCUGUUCUCAAGCACCUUUAAAAAAAGAAGUGUGUUUAUAAAACCAUGUUUUUUUUUGCUGAUUCACUUAUUCACUUACUCCCUCCCACCCACACACCCACACACACACACACUUAUCUUAAAAAAAAAGAAUAUCCCCUUACAUUCUACGUCUUGUAUUUUCCUUCACUCAACUCCAAUCUAUUACCCACCUCCAACCUUUCUCAUUUCCAGUACAUUUGUUUUUAUUUUUAUUUAUGCUUUUUAUAUAUUAAAGAAAAGGCACCAAAAGCAUAGACUCUUGACUAGUAUUUUUUUUAUCAAUAAUGUUGUAUCCUGAGAAACUUAAAAACUAAAAACUAAAAUAUCGAUUAUUUUAUAUAUAAAUAAAUAAAACUACAACAACAAGAAUCUUUUAAUACAGCUAUAUAAUGAGCCAAUAAAAGAUUUAAUAAUAGCAUUG